Messenger RNA from Salvia miltiorrhiza (redroot sage), 1143 nucleotides. Its product is annotated as protein RER1A-like. Lineage: Eukaryota; Viridiplantae; Streptophyta; Magnoliopsida; Lamiales; Lamiaceae. Bases 346 to 930 code for a protein of 194 amino acids. Gene Ontology annotation, biological process: retrograde vesicle-mediated transport, Golgi to endoplasmic reticulum; protein retention in ER lumen. Gene Ontology annotation, cellular component: Golgi membrane. The transcript has 4 exons. The record is from RefSeq and is a predicted model, not a curated record.
UGGCCUUAUAGUUACUUUAAUGAUAAUAUCUUGUUAUUUCUUCAACUAGUACAUUAAUUAAUUACAUUUAAUUUAUGUUUCAUGUGAUGCAAGCAUGAGUAACUUAAUUAAGAUGGGGAAUGGGAAAUGACGAAAAUGCCCACGGCAUGUAAAGAUAUUUUCUCAUAAAUGGGUGAAGUCGUCGUUUGUUUUUUCGUGUGGUUUUCGAAGUAAUCGGUGCAAUUGGAAUCCCUCUCUCCAAACAGAUCCAAAAUCCCCAAAUUUUUUCACCUCCUAAAAUCUCCUAAGAUUUUGUUUCUCUUUCACUGCUGUUUCACUCGCGGAAGGUUUGGAAGUUGAUUUUUCAUGGAGGGCGUCGGAGGUGAUGGCCCCUCAGCAGCAGCUGCUGCCCUCGACCAACGAAGGCACGAGUUGUCAAAACUUUUUCAGCAUUAUCUAGAUAAAUCUACUCCACAUUCUCUUUAUCGGUGGAUUGGGACUUUUGGUCUGGUUCUUCUUUAUGCUCUGCGGGUUUAUUAUGUGCAAGGAUUCUACAUUGUUACCUAUGGUUUGGGGAUCUACCUUCUGAAUUUGCUUAUUGGAUUUUUGUCACCUCUUGUUGACCCGGAGAUCGAACCGACUGAAGGACCUUCACUGCCCACAAAGGGUUCAGAUGAGUUCAAGCCUUUCAUUCGCCGUCUCCCCGAGUUCAAAUUCUGGUAUGCCAUCACAAAGGCUUUCUGUGUAGCUUUUGUGAUGACAUUCUUUUCCAUGUUCGAUGUCCCAGUAUUCUGGCCUAUCCUAUUAUGUUAUUGGAUUGUUCUUCUUUUCCUAACAAUGAAGCGUCAAAUCAUGCACAUGGUCAAGUACAGAUACAUUCCGUUUAAUUUGGGAAAACAGAAAUAUGGAAGGAAAAAGCCCGCUUCCAGCGCCAGCAGCCCCCGAGACUGAACUUGAGUUGGUUUGUGAUUUGACUGGAAUCUGAGAUUUGGAAGGAAGUGGAGAAAGAUUGAAUUGGUUAUGACGAUUUACUUCUAUUUGUUCGAUUUGUACUUAAAAAAAUACAGAUCUAUUAGCAUAUAGUUCAGUUGCGUGCUGUUAUUUGAUUAUGGCGGCAAACUGUGAAUGAUGCUUGGAGAAGUAAAAGCUUCAUUUUGUUUGACA